Molecule: messenger RNA, 1827 nt
Organism: Aspergillus affinis
Lineage: Eukaryota; Fungi; Ascomycota; Eurotiomycetes; Eurotiales; Aspergillaceae
Product: laccase TilA
Exons: 3
Coding region: 1-1827 (608 amino acids)
Molecular function (GO): copper ion binding; oxidoreductase activity
Source: RefSeq, a predicted model, not a curated record
AUGGCGCGUUUGCACUUUCUGCUGGCUCUGCUGGCAUCUUUGGUAUGUCUCAUGUCUCAGGCGCGUGGACAUGACCAGCUGGUCAAGCGUACUGGCAACACGGUGCGCUUCGAGGUAGUUUUGACAUGGGAGGAUUGGGCGCCGGCAGGUAUCCCCAGGAAGAUGAUUCUCACGAAUGGCCAAUUCCCGGCACCGACUCUGGAAUUGCGACAAGGAGACGAGGUAGAGUUUUUAGUCACCAACAAACUUCCCAACGCAACAGCUGUUCACUUCCACGGAAUUGAGCAAUCUAGGACACCCUGGUCCGACGGUGUCCCCGGCCUUUCGCAAAAGCCCAUAGAGCCUGGACAUCGAUUCCUCUACAAAUGGACCGCGACGGAAUACGGCAGCUACUUUUACCACGCCCACCGCCGGGGACAGAUCGAGGAUGGGCUAUACGGCGCAAUUCAUAUUCACCCCCAUGAUACGGUCGAAAAGCCCUUCAAAUUCGUCACCAACAACACGAACGAGUUGCGAGCAAUUGAAGCAGCAGAGGAGAAGACCCGCCCGGUCCUACUCUCCGACUGGCGUCAGCUUACCUCGGAGGAGCUGUGGAAUGCCGAAGAGGCCAUGGGACGUGAUGCAAUUUGCGCCAAUGCUCUUCUAGUGAACGGCAAAGGCAACAUUGGCUGUCCCGGCGUGGAUGACUUGAAUGCCCAUGCCACGGCCGCUAUGAAACAGUUGCUGGGGAACAGCAGUAAGCUGACGGACAUUGGAUGCAUGCCCCCUACACUGGCGAGCGUGCAAGGCAACUUCCAACACAAUCUGAGCGCCAUUCCGCCAUCCGUAUUCUCGGGCUGCACCCCUUCGCAAGGUCAGCUGGAACACCUCCAAGUCAACCCCAUCGAGAAGUACGCCAGCUUCGACCUGCUCAGCUCGGCCGGCGUGUCUACAAUCACCUUCUCGAUUGACGAGCACCCUAUGUACGUCUACACGAUCGACGGCCGCUACAUUGUUCCCACCCAGGUCAGCGCCAUCACCAUCGCCAACGGCGCCCGCUACUCGGUCCUCGUAAAAUUGAACAAGCCCGCGGGUGACUACACGGUGCGCGUCGCCAACACCGGCGUGAACCAGCUCCUCAACACCACCGCCAUCAUGUCCUACACCACGCCUCUCAAGACCAAAAAAAGCCCCUCCAUCCCUCAAAUUGACAUGACCGGUGCACCGCUCUCCAAGAACGCCAUCGUUCUCAACGAAUCCACCAUCACCCCCUUCCCAGCCAUCGUGCCGUCCCAAGAAGUCGCCGCAACCCACAUCCUGAACAUUGAGCGCUACAAUGCCUCCUACCGCUGGAUCCAAGGUGAUUCGAAUUCCAGCUAUCCUCUCUCACUCGAGGACGCCUCGCCGCUCCUCUACUACCCGCUCGCCGCAAACGAGGAAAAGGAUCUAACAAUUUCCACGCAAAACAACACCUGGGUUGACAUCAUCUUCGCCGUCACCGGGCCCAUUCAACCCCCACACCCUUUCCACAAACACUCGAACAAGUUCUUCGUGCUCGGCCAGGGCAACGGAGCUUGGAACUACUCGACCGUCGCCGAAGCGGCGCAGCACAUGCCCGAGAGCUUCAAUUUCGUGAACCCGCAGAUCCGAGACACGUUUGUGACUCCGCCGGCAGAAACGGGUCCGACGUGGCUCGCGAUCCGGUACCAUGUUGUCAACCCGGGCGCGUUUCUGCUGCACUGUCAUAUUCAGGUGCACUUGAGUGGGGGUAUGGGGUUGGCGCUGCUAGAUGGGGUGGAUGAAUGGCCUGAGAUUCCGGAGGUCUAUUGGGAGACGAUGAAGGGAUAG